This is a messenger RNA of Opisthorchis viverrini, 840 nucleotides long. RefSeq lists its product as hypothetical. Gene Ontology annotation, biological process: neuropeptide signaling pathway. The record is from RefSeq and is a predicted model, not a curated record. Gene Ontology annotation, molecular function: G protein-coupled receptor activity; neuropeptide binding. The transcript has 2 exons. The coding region runs from base 1 to 840 and encodes 279 amino acids. Lineage: Eukaryota; Metazoa; Platyhelminthes; Trematoda; Opisthorchiida; Opisthorchiidae. Gene Ontology annotation, cellular component: membrane; neuron projection.
AUGCCUUCAGUCAGUUGUGGAUUUCCGGUGAAAAAUAUUCAGUCGAGCGUCAAUUAUUUUCGUGCCUACGUAACUCCCAUUCUGACAAUUGUAGGCGUGUUUGGUAAUGCAGUUGCACUGUACCUAUUUGCCACACAUCAACCACGAAAUCGUUUUGCAAUCUACGCAAUGGCGUUGGCAAUAUCAGACAGUCUGGUCUUGCUGUCAAACUCUUUUUUGGAUGAUUUUGUUGGCAGUGGGCUUCCGUUUCUUAGCAACGGCCGUCUUGGUGUGAAAUUAGACGCAUUGUCCGUAGAAGCCUGCCGCUUGAUGGAGUUGACCGGAUUUUGGUUUAUUUUUACUUCCGGAUCGCUUUUGGUGGCAUUCAGCUUGGACAGAGUGGCUUGUCUAUUUCGACCGAUGCAGUGCCGGACUAACGAAGGAAUAAAGCUGGCAUUGUUGGUUUGUGGGAUCAUCAUGGCCCUGGGCCUGCUCCUCGGUUUACCUCAGGUUAUGCUAUUUGAGCUUUCCGACCGCCCCACCGCAAACACGACACAAGCCUACCUCUUCAGUAAGUCGUGUAAAUUAUCUAUCGGUAACCAAUUAUGCAGCUUUGGGUUCAACGUACCGUAUCCCAAAGCCUCCCAGCUGAGAACAGACAAGCCGUACUUAGAUGCCCUAUUUAGUCCUUCAAUGUGGACGGCCCAAGAUUUGGAGCAGAUUUCAGAUAAGAUUACAUUUAUCCUUGACAGUGUUACCAGUUCAAAAGAGUUCUAUACCCACGAAUCGGUGUUUUCGUUUGACAAACGUGACUCCACACAGAGUGCAUUUGAAGCUAAUUCCGAACCCGAAUCCCGCUAG